This is a messenger RNA of Galendromus occidentalis (western predatory mite), 593 nucleotides long. RefSeq lists its product as uncharacterized. The transcript is spliced from 2 exons. Gene Ontology annotation, molecular function: phosphoric diester hydrolase activity. Bases 1 to 477 code for a protein of 158 amino acids. Gene Ontology annotation, biological process: lipid metabolic process. Lineage: Eukaryota; Metazoa; Arthropoda; Arachnida; Mesostigmata; Phytoseiidae. The record is from RefSeq and is a predicted model, not a curated record.
AUGACCUGGCCGUCUGAAAAGACCCUCAACAGCAUCAUCGAAAGCGACAAACGAGCCAUUCUGACCUUUCAGAAGAACGGCUACCUCCAGGAUCGAUUCCUCCCGGGAGUUCAACAUAUCUGGGCUAACACCGACGAAGUCGAUGUUCUCCAAGAGAGACUGGAGAACGGCCAGAGUCUCCGAAGGCCAUACGGUUGGUUCUACAGCGCCAUGGCCCAGACGACGGCGCAGGGCGUAUGGUCGGUCAUAUUCGACAAGUAUCGCGGUGGCGUCCGUGGUCUGGCUCACAGAGAUAACUUCCGGAUCUCAUCCUGGUACUCGGAAGAUCAGUCCAUGAGGGAUGGAGCUAACAUUAUCGCCAUGGACUACUUCGCAAGCUCGGACAUGGUGGAUAUCUGCAAAUCUAUCAAUUCAGAGCGAGUCGCACGGGCAAGCGAUGGAAUUUCCAAUGAAGUCAAAACGACGAAAAAGAAGUGACGUGUUGGUGGAUGUGCUUCAGCGUCUUCCUCAGAUUCGGCGAGUUUUUCCAGCGGUAAUCCAAUCAGUGAGUUGUCAUGCGACUCGCUCGAAUGAGGGAGGCCGGAAGAAGGGAC